Molecule: messenger RNA, 1809 nt
Organism: Besnoitia besnoiti
Lineage: Eukaryota; Apicomplexa; Conoidasida; Eucoccidiorida; Sarcocystidae
Exons: 3
Coding region: 1-1809 (602 amino acids)
Source: RefSeq, a predicted model, not a curated record
AUGGUUGACAUCUCAAAUACAAGAUCCCUAGCGGGCAGCGGGGAGAGGGAAGGGAAUCGGGAUUCGCUCAAAGUGAAACUGGAAGAAGACCCGUCCCACACCGACACGCUGCCCGUAUUUCCUGCUCACUACCUGCUGAAACCGAGCGUGCCCGCCCGCGAAGAUGAUGGAGAAGCACGAGUGGGUGAGCGCUUUAGUGGAGAAUCUUGGGAAGACGAGGGGCUUCCUCACAUGACCGCCAAUGGUGUGAUUUCUCAGGAUGCCUGUGGAAAGGAAGGACAAGAACGCAUUGUUUCCGAGACAGGGAAUAUUUCAUCAAAUGAGCGUGAGCUUGCUAGCCCGUGCAAAAUUCCUGGAGCUGAACCGAUUGGUUCAGGGGAACCUGGGGCGCCGGAGCUACCGCAGGAGGUAUUGCGGCUGCUUUCAAACCAGCGUGUGCCAGCUGCUGUCGCAAGCAUGGAGCUGCAAACGGAAGAGUCCAAAGCUCAAGUGCGCCACGCAGCAGGGGCCCUCGUUGCGAUGGCAGACGCGUCUGACGCUGGCACGAACAAUAGCCGUCAAAGCGGAAACGCGGCCAACUUUCCUGCGGGACCGACCGCUCGCGAGUCUCUCAACGAAGCUGCAGUUGACGGUAUGCGUGCGGAAGACCCCCACUUCCUUGUUGAGGAAAAAUGCAGGAAUCGGAUCAAGUCACCGAUAAUUCUCUGCCGGUCCACCCGAGCGUCACUCGUCGACAGCCGGCAACUUCGUCGGCAUGCGAGUCUCCUCGCUCAAUUCCAGACAGAGCUGGAAGGCGUCGGGCUCAAUACGUCUGAGGCUGUGAAGCACCGACGUAGUUUCCCCCGUUUCCUCAAAAUUUUUGGCAAUCAGAUGGAUCCUGAAAAGCACCUUUUUCCUUUCCCCUUUUUCCUGAAAGCCGCGCAACUUGGACCUACAGACCGAGUGAACGGACGGGUGUAUACUUACUCAGGAAAACUUCUCCACUUCCGAGAUGAACUCCUACGGGAGUUCAUUCGGGCAAAAGAGAUAAAUCACUUGGUGGUCUGCAACAAGUUACGGUCGCUGCCGGAGAGUCGCGCCUCUCGUCCGCUUCCUACUCGAGCCAUGCAGGCAAGUGAAGGGCUGGGUAUGGAUACGGAUGAAGGGGGGACGGAGUUCCUUCAGCGGUGGUUCGCGUUCGAGGUUCGGUACCUCUAUGAGAGAGAGCACAUCGCUAUCCGAGCGCUGAAGCCGUUAGUUGACUGCAUUUUGUCGCUAGAGUGUUUGAUGAUAUCAGAGAAAAAAGAGGUGUCCUUAGCUCCUCCGCAAAACCGACAGCAAGCACUAUGCACGAUAAGAUGUAUGCAGAGCUUCUGCGCCUGUCUAAGCGGACUGGCACAAGACACACUUCAGGACACGAAGCGCGUGGAGCUGAUUCACGAACCAGAAGUCAUCGUCCUGGCCAGCGUGAUCCUGUGGAAAGAAAAAUGCGAAAGGGAGGCGAACAAAAGCAAUCAGGAUCUCUUUCCAGCGAAGGCAGCCAAGGCGGAAUUGUUUGAUGUCGACUACCAUAAUCAUGCUUCCGUCCUUAACGCGCAUGCUGAGGAUAUUGCUUACAUGGCGCUGAACAAAAAAGCCGUGGCGCGGUGCCACGAUCUCAUCGUUUCUUUCAAGAAGUUACGUGAUGUUAUCUGGGCGCGCCGCGAGUGUCUCGAUUAUAUGGAGCCCCAUUUUGCCCAAGAUGGCGCAUUAAUACACAGUGUCAGGGCGUUCGAGGUGGCAUACCACCAUUGCAAACGCCUUAUCCUGAGACCGUGCAACCUAAUAUAG